This is a messenger RNA of Cygnus olor (mute swan), 9239 nucleotides long. RefSeq names its product ciliogenesis associated kinase 1 (gene CILK1). Gene Ontology annotation, molecular function: ATP binding; protein serine/threonine kinase activity. Gene Ontology annotation, cellular component: cytoplasm; cilium; nucleus. NCBI's taxonomy places the organism in Eukaryota, Metazoa, Chordata, Aves, Anseriformes, Anatidae. The record is from RefSeq and is a predicted model, not a curated record. The transcript is spliced from 15 exons. Bases 3921 to 5789 code for a protein of 622 amino acids. Gene Ontology annotation, biological process: protein phosphorylation; cilium assembly; intracellular signal transduction.
CUCGGCGAGCGGCCCGGGCCUGGGGCCGGGCCCGGCUCCCGCCCGAGGCCGCCGCGGCCCAGCGCGGUGCUGCUGCUGCUGCUGCCGCCGGCACGGGGGGGCCCUGCCCUUUCUGGAGGCCCUUUCUGGAGGCCCUUUCUGGAGGCCCUUUCUGGGCGAUGGGAAAAUACCGUCUGUGUGUCUUUACACGUGAGCUGUUAACCCUUAUCCAUGCCUACAGCCGUGAGGAAUGUGUGUCUGUAGUGGGCAGGCAGAGUCAGCAGGAGCCUCCGGUGCUCAGGAAGGGCAGGAUCAGGCCUUCUGCACAGUAGCAGGAAGACUACAGCUGGGGGACAGCGCUGUGGAUGCCUGAGCGGUAACGGGAAAGCAGCUCUCUUCCUGCUGUUUGCUAGCAGUUCCGCAGUUCUGCGUGGCCAUACUGUUUUGCUAUUUAAACUCAUCUCGGAGAUGGCAGUGAGGCCAGUCCCCCAGGGAUUAUCUUCGUGUAAUUAUACUAAAAUCCAGCUGGGCCCUAAUCCCUGCUCAGGCUGCCAGCCGGGGCUUGCAGCCAGCCUUCUCCCCCCUCAGUGCCCUCCCUCUUUCGGGCACAGCCGGGAACCUUCCCGGUGCCUGGGGGCCAUGGAUGCCCCCAGCCCUGCUGGCUGUCUGCUCUCCCUCACUCCCUGUCUCCUGCCCGUGAGGGGAAUGGCGCUGGCCUAGCACAGCCGUUGCUACCAGGCGUUACCCCCAGGCCAAUGGCCCAAGCACAGCCAGCCUUUAGGGGCCUCUCUCCGCUGGUGUGGGGCUUUUUUUUUUCCCCUGUGGAAGGAGGCAAAGCCGCCCACCGGUGAGUAUGGCAUGAGGUGGGUGGGUGAGUGCCCGGCAGGGCGAGCUGCAGCUGCAGAGCACUCCUCACUUCUGUUUGAGCACCAGGAUGGAGCGGCCCCUGCUCCUUUGCAUCGGGGCUGCAAGGCAGAGGAGGCAUGUGGAGCCUGUGACUUGUGUCAUGAUGGCUUUGUAAAGCCUCCUGGGCCCCCUUGUUGCUGAUGGAGUCUUCCCCAUCACUUAUGCAUAGUUUUCCCUCUAAUGGGGAACCUCAUCACCGUUGAUAAGAAAUAUAAGCAGUAGUCAGAGGGACUGCAUGGUUUUAAGCCUAGGUCUUUAAACCACACCUUUCUUUAUGUGCGCUGCCGGUAGCGCCUCUAGAUUAUUGCCAACGCGCAGAACAAAUCUGGAAAGCCACUUGCUGCCUGUUUGCUGGUGGCGUCUCCCAGCUGGGGCAGGAAAAGGGAGCCAGUUUCGCUUUCAGUUCCCAGAACUGCUGCGCUUCAAACCCGGUAGCUAGAGUGUGUGGAACUGCUGUGGUAGCUCUGCUGUAUCCAGAUGGGCAAAGGCUUCUUGACAUUGAGUUAGUGAAGCUGUCUUCCACUCCAAGAUUUUGCAGUUUGUAUUUACAUCCUCAAACACUGUGAAUCUGUCUGGAUUGCAGACCUAGGCUAGAAUACAGAGCUUGCGCAUCGACAUAGUUUGUACGUGUCAGAGCUCUACAAACUGCUCGUCAAAGACCUGUGUGCUUUUUUCAGCGGGACUCCACUUCUGUGAAGUUUUAAGGCUAAGGUUUAGAUCAUUCUGGUAGUUUAAGGUGAGAGCAGAAGGUGAUAAGGACAGAAUGUAAAUCUUGCAAAGGAAAAUAGUUUUUUUUAAACCAGUUUCACUAAUAAGCUCAACAAUAAACGAUACUGAUAAAAUUAACCAAAAAAACACUAUUAAGCUUUUGCCUAGAGGAUUUUCAUACAGGUGGAUUUGGGCUUUCAUAGGAGCCGUGCUAACUUCUGUGCAUCCUAGCAUGUUUUUUAACAAGCAUUCCUCAUUUAAAUCUUGACUUUCAGACAGUUUUUUUCUCUACAGGUUCGUUGCCUCCCUUGUAUGCGCCAGCAGCAUUUCAAUUAAUUUGUUUGUUCUGGUCACGUUCAACAGCAGAGCUGGAAUUUGAAAGAUAAUUUCUUUCAAGUUCUAUGAAAAUCGGUGGCUGUUAAAAGCAGAGGGGCUUGAAUUCGUAUCCCCAGUGAGGAAAAGGCAGUUAUGUUCACCACUUCGCCUAUUCAAGAGGCAGCAAACAAACGGUAGCCAUUGAUGACAGCCAUUGCAGGUUAUUGCUCGCAGCGUCCCGUGAUACCAGUAGUUUUGGUUAGCUGUGAUUGUCAAGCAUAAGGCAAAGGUGCUCUUCCAGUCCGUAGUCACAGUCCCCAGGAAAGGGACGUGUGGAUGGUGAGUCGGGGGAGCUUAACAGUCCAUGAAGUGCGAGGCAUCGCAUCUGUUACGAUUACAACUUCAGAACCCUUUCACGAGGGGAGUUAUGUGCUGAAAAAUCCACAAAUCUCAUCUGUUUUAGUUCAAAGUUACUGUAUAAAAUGAUCUGUCUGGAUAUUAACCAGCAUUACAUUUUCAGACUGGGAUACCAUUCAAAGCUUUAUUGCUGUUUGAGAUUUGCACUAAGGAUCUGAACAAAUGCCUGGGAGCAAGGACUUUUGAGUUACCGUCCAGUCACUGACCAGCUGGAGUAAGCAAAGCUUUUUAACCUGGAUGCUGAGCGUUGCCUAAACAUAGCUUUAUUCUGUGCUGGAAAAGCACGAAAAGAAACUGGUACCCCAAAGUGCCAUUCAGUCAGGCUCUGUGUUCCUCGGCAAGCAGUACAAAAAUGGGAUUAGGUCUCCGACAUAAACUGCUCAGCCAUGGUUCCUUGAGGGAGUGUGUGGGGAGAAGCUGGUACUGCCAGAGGGCAGUUCCUCUUGCCAGUUUUACACGCUUCCUGGUGUCUAAGGUAGGCAGAGGCAGGCUGUUUCUUUUUCAUACGUGAUGUAUAGGAUUGUCAAAAAGUGUGUUGUCAUUGUAUUUCCUAAUUUUUGUUUGUUUGUACCAGUAUUAAUGGGAUUGAUAGGCCUAGAAGAUGAAAACAAAGAAUCUUCACGACAUCGUGCGUAUACAGAGUUGUGACUUUGCACUGAUGGCAGUUAGAACGUUUAGACAAUAUAGUCCCAUUAUUUUUAAAACCAUCAUUUGGCUUGUGAAGUAAGGCAAGAUGGAGGAGAGAGUUAAGGAAGCCACAAAAAAUGUGCAAGUCUUGCUGAAAUGGAGGUUACAGAAGGCAAAAGUCACGAGCCAGGAAUGUUGCUGUCGUCUGAGAGCUGGACAAAAAAGAAAGCAGGGACCAGACCCUAAUUGCAGGGGAACUCUGUUUUAUUCCAAAUGUGUGAUUAACUUACAUAGAAUAGAUCCCAUUUAUCCUAAAGUAAUAUAAAUUUUAGAAAAUAUCAGCAGCAAUUAAACGAGGGAGUAAGAACUUUCUUGCUUUAUUGUCUAACAUUCUGGUUUUCAUGUGAGCAGCGUCAGGACAAACGGUCUGAUAGAUAAUCUGAUGUAUCCACUACCAGAGACUGACUGAUGCUGAGGGCUACUGUGCAGGAAUGCAUUUGGCCUUACCUGACAUGAGUAUAAUAUUUCAAAAUACAAACUAUGAGACUUCAUCCUGUGCUUUCAGUAACAGUACGUGCCAGUAGGGUUGGCUGCAACCUUGCUGUGAAGUGCUUCUAGCUGUAUGUGAGAGAGUACUUGGGGAACACACCCAGUUACCUCCAGGUAAAGGCUGACUGCUUCUCGCUGGGAAACCAAGACAAGUGUUUGUUUAUAGCUUACAGGGACUGUUUCUCUGCGGAGAACGGAGUCUGCAAACGAGCGAUCUCAGAAGGGUACAGAAAUCAAGUGGAUUAUGUUCUGUGCUUUCAGACCAAAGGCUAAGUCUUGAAAACAUGAUUCCUGCAACUGUUCACACUGUCCUGAGUGCUCUGUAUUUAUGCUGCCACAGAAAGAACUGGUUACACUCGGAGGAGAAACACAAGAAACACUAAGGACUGAAAUGCGCUUGCAGUUAAAGUAUCCUCAUCAUGAAUAGGUACACAACUAUCAGACAGCUUGGUGAUGGGACCUACGGCUCUGUCCUCCUAGGGAGAAGCAUUGAAUCUGGGGAGCUAAUAGCCAUUAAAAAAAUGAAGAGAAAGUUUUAUUCCUGGGAGGAAUGCAUGAACCUUCGAGAAGUUAAGUCGUUGAAGAAACUAAACCAUGCCAAUGUAGUAAAGCUGAAAGAAGUUAUCAGGGAAAAUGAUCACCUGUAUUUUGUGUUUGAAUACAUGAAGGAAAAUCUUUAUCAGUUAAUGAAAGAAAGAAACAAACUGUUUCCUGAGUCUACAGUUAGGAAUAUUAUGUAUCAGAUCCUGCAAGGACUUGCAUUUAUCCAUAAACAUGGGUUCUUUCACAGAGACUUGAAACCUGAAAACCUCCUGUGCAUGGGACCAGAACUUGUGAAAAUAGCAGACUUUGGCUUAGCCCGAGAAAUCCGAUCUAGACCUCCUUACACCGAUUACGUAUCCACGAGAUGGUACAGGGCUCCUGAAGUCCUACUGAGAUCCACCAGCUAUAGUUCUCCAAUAGAUAUUUGGGCUGUUGGUUGUAUAAUGGCAGAAGUUUACACGCUGAGGCCUCUCUUCCCAGGUGCCAGUGAAAUUGAUACUAUAUUCAAAAUUUGCCAGGUGUUGGGGACACCAAAGAAGAAUGACUGGCCUGAAGGCUACCAACUUUCAUCCUCCAUGAAUUUUCGCUGGCCUCAGUGUGUACCUAACAACCUGAAAACCCUCAUACCUAACGCUAGCAGCGAAGCAGUGCAGCUUAUGAGAGACAUGCUGCAGUGGGACCCCAAAAAGCGGCCAACAGCUAGCCAGGCACUCCGAUAUCCAUACUUCCAGGUUGGGCAUGCCUUGGGUGUUCAGGACCUGGCGAAACAAAAGGAACUCCAGGACAAAUCAUCUCUGCAUAUUAAGCCUGUCCCUCCACCACAACCUCCUUCAAAAUCCCAUGCACGUAUUUCUUCACGACCAUUUCAACAAAGCCAGGCUUCUCAUCAUUUGGUCUAUCCGUAUAAGACAGACAACUCCGGGACUGAUCACAGUAACUAUUUACAGGAAGACAAGUCUAGCCAGGUUCUUCUUCCUGCAAUUCACAAUAAGGUUCCUCAGCAGAAAACAUCUGCUGGAACUGAGAACAUAAAUGGUGAACUUAAACCAAAAGCUAGGCGAAGAUGGGGGCAUCUUGCUAGAACAGUGAAGAGUUCUGAAGACUGGGAUGAUUUGGAAGACCUUGAUUUUGGCUCUUCUGUCACAAGAGUUGACCUGAAAAACAAAAAGAGGCAGAAUGAUGAAACUCUUUGUAGAUUUGAAAGCAUUUUGGACCUGAAGCCUUCGGAUGCUGUUGGCUCUGGCAGCAGUGCACCUUCCCACGUUACCUUCCCUCGGCAGGACACUCCCACGUUGCGAGUUUCUGCAGCAAAGCAGCACUACCUGAGACAUUCUAGGUAUCUACCUGGAGUAAACACAAGGAAUAGCUUAGUCUCCACUUCGAGCAAAGAGUCUGUUCCAUCUAAUCCCUGGCCCAGUUCUGGUUUGCCUGGGAAAGCUUCAGGUUUGGGGGGAAGUAUUAACAGGAUAAAUUCAGGUCCCAUAGGAUCAAGUGGUCUAAGUAGUGGUUAUAUCCCUUCGUUUCUGAAGAAGGAAGUAGGCUCUGCUGGGCAGAGGGUUCAGUUAGCACCAAUUGCGGAUCCAUCUUCUAAUUAUGCUUCUCCGAAGUCGGUAAGACCCCAUCCUGGACGGCCCUCAUUCAAUUCCCCAUCAAAAAGCACACCAAGGUUAAUGCCUCUCCCGCCACCAGCUCAGCCGAUUCACGGCCGCGUUGACUGGUCUGCAAAGUACGGUGCUAACCGGUGACGUGUGGAAAAACUUUCUAAACCAGUGUAUAUUUCCCAUGAAAUGGUGACUAACACAAGACAAUUUUAUAUUGUUUUGUAUACCUGUAAAUUUAAAAGAAACAGAUCUUCUAUGGUUGAGACCUUUUUGAAGGUGUUUUUUUAACUUUUAUUUGUAUUAAUUUGGAUGCAAUCUUGUACUUUUUUUGUAUGAAAUUGUUUUAUUAUAUAAUUGGGUCCAAUUAUUUUCAUAACAAAAUCAUUUUGUAUAUAUGGUUGAGGGGUCUUGGCAUUUUUAUAUGAUAAAUUUUUAUAUAAAACUUUUUUAAAAUUUAACUUUUCCUUUAUUGGAUUCAGCUAUUUUAUAAAAGUGGGUUUUAAAAAAAAAAAGCAAAGUGGUGCAAUACUCCAGUGGAAGAGUAGUGAGGAAGGGGCAUUCAUUAGAUAUUUUUGGAAGUUUAUAUGCUAAAUGAGGCUUUAUAAUUUCAGCAGUGUCACAUCCUGAUGCCAUGCUGUUGUUGUACACUCAUUUGCUUUGUAUUGACAUCAAUGAGUAGGGAUGCGUAACAGUGUAAACUCUCCUUUGCAUCCACUGAGAGACUGCUGGAAGUCAGUGGGAAGCUUUGUUGUUGUUGUAUUUAUUUUUACCUUUACAAGGUUUUUGUUGGACUGCUGUCCAGCUUUCUAGUCCCAUUCUUUUUCUUUUACCAGAUCUUGGUAGUCUUCUUUAGUAAAGAGUAUUCAGUAGAUUUGUUUUCUGAUGCUUGUUUGUCCUGUUUCAAAGUUACCUCUUGGUGUUGUUCACUAUGAAACAGAAUGGGGACCUACCUCUGUUAAAUUCAUCGAAAUGUUUCCUAAUGACUUCUAAGGAGAAAAAGUAGAUUCUGCUUUUUUGUCUUUGUUGGGAAUAUAAGAUGCAAAGACAGAUUUAAGACAGUAUUGACAAUUACAAAGCUAGUUUCACAGUAACAAAGUAUUAGUGAGAUACCAGCAGCAGAGUUUAAGGAAGCAGUAUCUAUUGCGUUGACUUAAUUUUUAUAACUGUUUUAAAUCACUUUUGGGAAAAACAUAAAUCUGGGGGAAAUGAAUCAGUUUAAGGUUCCGUUCUGCUUUUCAGUAGGUCUUCACUGCAAUGUGAAGAGUAUGUCCUCCGUUCUGUAAAUUAGGCCCCCAGACUCUACUGGGAAAAACUGGGACCUUACCUCAUUGUACUAAAAAAACAUUCUAAAAUUGUGAUUGAUUCACUGAAACCAUUUAACUGGGUUUAUAGGAGAGCACAAAUGAGCAGGUUAUAGACAAAGGAGAAUAGCCCCAUAGCCUGGGUUAUUUCUGCACUGGAAAGGAGUGCCAGAGUUCAGCCAGCAGCAAAAGGUUUGUUUUGAUCGCAGUCAGCAUUUGGGUGUUCCUGCAGCUCCUUCCACAGAAGGUUAGCCCUGUAGAUAAAACAGUGCUGUGGGAGAACGUCUUUUAUAGCUGCGCUUUGGAAAAGCGCCGUCAAAGCUGAAGUGUGCUGUGAAAUCACAUCUUCCCGCAGAAGUGUAUAGAAAUGCUUAGCUCUGGGAAACCUCACCUGAACUCAUUUUAUGAACAGAUCGGGCAGAUCUUAAAUUUGGGAGACUUAGAUCCAGCCUAAAGGGAUCAGAGCAGGUACUGUUCUCGGCAUCUGGCCAUCUGAAGGAAACAAAGGGCUAGUGUGUGAGUGCGAUCCUCCCUGUGGGAUCUGCCUGCACCCACAAGGGGCACCCACUGCGGACUGGAGGCUGGUGGAAUGCACUGGCGUCUUCAGUUCUUUCCAUGGAGAACAUACAGGACUCAGGAAACAGGACCCUAGAGUAGGCUGCUGGCUCAGUGCUACGGGGGACCGUGAGGGGCACUGGACAGUGUUUGCUUUAACAAACUCAGUCCACAAUGAGACAGUACAAGGCAAAAAAGGAGCAGAAGGCUCUGUGCAUUAUAAAGGUAUACAUAUAAGACUUAUAUGUGCCACGGACAUGUCCAGCUACCCUAAUUACUUGUUACGAACAAGUACUAACUCCAAACCAUACGUAACUGCUUCCAGAGCAGUGAUGCCAACGCGUAGCAGUGACCUAAAGCAGCCAUUCCAACUCUGGAGCACACACUGUCGUCGUCUUGGCUGAGUGGAAAGGGAAAUACGUAUGUUUGUGUUAGAACUGGAAAGAUAGUUGUUUCUCUUGUUGGAAAUAAAUACCUGUAUUUAUGUCUAGAUAUCAUUUAAUUUAUUUUAUCGCUGAAUAAUCAGUUCAAGAGGAAAUACCCUGAACCUGAUCUAAGUAUCCUUAGACCGAAGUAAGCAAUUUCAGUAGUCUGUUUCAUGCAUAUAAUUCCUAUUAAUGGAAGCAGGAGACAAGUCACAAGAACGGGCUGCAGAGGCUUGGAUUCAUCCUACCUAACCACUGCUGCCUAAGCAUGAGCUGAUUCUCUAAACCAGAGGUAAGUGAGAAUCACUCUCGAGAAACUCAGCUCGCCUGAGAACUUCAUAGCCCCCUGGAUAUGCACGGGUCUCUCCCCGCUAACGGUGGGGACUACUCAGCAUGCUUAACAUGGUACACGGUGAAUCUGGACCUGGCCUGUAAUCUCUGAACUUUUAUCAGCCCAGCCCUGCAGCGGUGAACCUGAAUAUGGCAUUCAGGUUUUAGUCAGCCCAGCAAAAGUAUUAGAAAAAUAGUAUUAAACUUUUUUUGGCACAACGCCCCCUCUCCUGAAAGAAAAAAGCCAUUAUUUUUGAGGGAAAAAAGCUAAUAAUCUUUGACAUUCAGAAUGAUUUCUAGUUUUAACUUAGUUGGAUGGAAAACUUGUGAAGUAUUAGUAUAUUGGCAGCACUCUUGUAGCCUUUACUCAAGCAGAUUCCUACAGAUGUUGGAGAAAGUUCUUUCUGAGCUAGGACUGACUUGGCUGAGCAGCAUAUCAUGCUGUGUUCUCACUGUGCAGCACAGGUGGGAAAGACGUUACUCUGGUUGUUACACUGAAAUCUGGGCAAGCAGCAUAUCAGAAUUUAUCAUAUGUAGUCUACUACUUUGUGUCUUAACGUUUAGCAGCUUCUUUGUGCAAAAUGUUGCUCGAAUUCUGCUGUCUACUUUUUCCCUGCCUUAUGCAUAGCGUGUAAUGGCUGUUGGAAAUAAAGGAGCCUGACAGUGGAUCAUUCACCUCUGUAAUCCAGGUUUUCGUAAAAGUCUGUGUGAGUGCCAUGAUGUUAGCCAAAAAAAACCCACACCACCAAUUCCGUGGUAUUUCCGUGUCUAAUAAGGCUGUUGUUGUGAAUAGGGUCUUCCAGAAGGAGAGGAGAAUGUUUCUGAGCUUCUGUGGAAGAAGAGGGUGGAAUUGUUGAUGUGAAUACGAUCAUGAAGAAGUAAUGGUUCUUGUUCCUUCAGUGUUUUUGUUCAAAACUGUUGCAAAUGUUUUCUUUUCUUCUGUGUCAAGUCUCCUGCCCAGAAUAAAGUUACUAUUGAAGAAA